CAAUAAGACCUGUCACUCCCAGGCGCAACCUCUUGCGCACCCUCCCCCUCCCCUUAGACACAUAUAUACUAGAGAAAGGCAGAACUCUCAGUCUCUCAACAACGACACGGCCACAGCCGACUUGACAACAACUCAACCUCACCGACCAUGCCUCCACCAAGCCGCGCAGAGCUCUGGAGCGCCGGCCGAGAUGAGACAGUCGAGGUCAACCAGCGAGCUCUGAUUGAUAAAAUCCUUGCUCGAUACUCGGGAGAACAUACUAUCUUCCGAGAGCUGCUUCAGAACGCCGAUGAUGCCGGGGCCCAACAUGUCCAGGUCAAGUUCUACACACGAGCAGGCAUCGACGCCCAAGAGGCCGGCCGACCACCGGCAACAUUGCCAGACGUGAAGCGCGAUGCUAUCCACCGCUACGUCGUCUGCAACGACGGUAUCCCGUUCCGCGGUGAGGACUGGCACCGUCUCAAGAAGAUCGCAGAGGGCAACCCCGACGAGGAGAAGAUUGGAGCCUUUGGAGUUGGUUUCUACUCCCUCUGGAGCGUUUGCGACGACCCAUUCGUCGAGUCUGGUGACAAGUGGAUGGGGUUCUACUGGAAGGACGGCAAGGAUCAGCUUUUGGCCCGUUCAGGUGACUUGCCACCCGGCUCGUCGGCGGCGUCAACGGCUGAACCAACGUCCACCGGCAACCCAUGGACCACGUUCACUAUGGCUCUGCGCGAGCCGACUCCACUCGAGGGCCCCCUCGACUUUGCCCGCUUCCUCGUGACCAGCUUGACGUUCAUGCGGACUAUCAAGCGCGUCGACAUGGUCGUCGACGACAUCAAGGUGCUCGAGGUCCGCAAGGAUAUCAAGGGCAAGACGGGCGUCUCCAGACCCGGCCUCAACACUACGAGCACGAACGCCAUGAUGAGGGUGGCGAGCGUCGACGCCACCACCAUGGUCAUUACGGCCCGUGUCAUGAAGUGGCUGUCAGCCACGGGUGUCACCCCUCCACCAAUCCCACCUCCAUCAGCGAAGACGGCUGCCAGAGGACUUCUUGCUUCCUUCUUCGGCAGAUCUACGCCUGUGCACGACCCAACACCACCCCCUCCGCCUACACCGCCAGAGGACCCAACGGAAGUCGAUGUCCUCGCCCGUGAGAUUCAGACGUUCCAGGCCGACAUCAAGGUCAGCAUUUCCAGCCAAUUCGGCCGCGAGCUUGAACGUGCGACAAAGAAGGCGCCACCUUCCAGAAUGCCUGCAAGCCUGGUGUUUUCUCGCGAGGAUGAGAGCGUCACCGUUAACGGUACGCCGACGGAGAAGAAGGCCGGCGUCGUCUUCUCGGGCCUGUGCCCACCUCUCGAUGGCGACAAGUCUGCCCGCGUGUUCAUUGGUCAGCCGACCAGCCAGACCACUGGUAUCGGUGGACACUUGGCUGCACGAUUCAUUCCCACCGUCGAGCGAGAGUCAAUCGACCUGGUCGACAGGCAUGUCGCCCAGUGGAACCGAGAGCUCCUCUGGGUCGGCGGCUACCUCGCUCGUCUCAUCUACGAGCUCGAGCUGUUCGAGCUCCAGCAGCAGUGGAACAAGACGUCCACCGCGGACCAGGCUGCGCGGGCUCAGAUCCUUGCUCGAGCCCUCCACGCCCUCAAGUUCUUUAGCUUUAGGCCAACGACGCCGUCGGCAGCUGUUGGGUCUGAGAUGGAGUCGGCCUUCUUCUCCUGUGCCAGAAACAACAGCAACCUCCCGCUGCUGUCGACUGCCGGCAUCCUCACUGUCGGUCAGGUCCGUAUCCCGCAUGAAGAGCUCCAGCUCUUCUUGCCCGAACUUCCUGUCUUGACCCCAGCUACGGUCACCUACGCACCUCGCGCUGUCGCUCGCCUCCGCGAGCGUAGCCUUCUGCGCGACAUCGCCUUCGAUGAUGUCGUCAAGCAACUCGGCCAGCGUCCACUGACCGAGAAGGAGAUGGUUCACUGUCUUGCCUGGUGGCAGUCGAUUGCGACUGUUGAGGGUUACAAUCCGCAGGUCCGCGCUCGACUGUUGGACGCGGCGAUCGUCGUCACAGACAACUCGAAGGUCGUACCGCUUGGCGUUAUCCGCAGCUACGUCAAUCCGCAGAGCACCUCCAUCCCCACGGACAUGCCCCUGCCUCCUGACACUCUCCCUUACUCUGUCACAAAGGGCCUCAAGGGAACUCAGAUCCACUCAAUCUUUGGAUGGACGGAGCUCUCGCUCGCCCACUACGUCACGUACCUCGCGACCCCGCCCAUGUCCGGCAACAACGGAGCAGAUCCCGACACAGAUAUUCGUGUCUCACCUGCCUUUGCGGAGCGCGUUUUGACCAUGCUUGGACGAGGGUGGCAGUCGGUCAGUGCGCAUCAGCAAACUGCGAUCGCCGAUGCGCUCAAGGAGGUGCCAUGUAUCCCCACACGCGCCGGGUUCAAGAAGCCCGGCGAGGCGUACUUUGAGAACAACCUCUUGUUCGACGACCUGCCCGUCAUUGCGUUCCCCAAGACCACGGCGAUCAGGGGUGGUCUGGAGAAGAUGCUUUUAGGCAUUGGCGUGAGGAGGACUGUUGACCUCCAGCUCAUCUUUUCUCGUCUUAUCGGCGGUGGCACCUGGGGUUGCUUCGAGCUCAUGAAGUACCUCGUGUCUGUGAAGGACACUCUGUCCAACGAGGAGCUAUCUCGACUCCGUCAGACUGCCGCCUUCCCCCUAGAGCAGGCUCCAUUAGAAGACGGCAGCAAGCCUCAGGUUGUGCGACAGAAACCGAACCAGCUGUACGAGCCAACAGAGGCCAUGCGCAACCUCGGCCUGCCGGUACUCAACUGGGGUGAGGCCAAGUGGAAGUCCAACUCCGACGAGGCGAAGAUGAUGUUCGAGUUGGGGCUGAAGAAGUUCCCGCCUGUCGACGUUCUGCUCGGCAUCAUCGCUGGCAGACCUCCGAUGAACGAGCGCGCUCUGACGUACCUCCUCACCAACAUCCACACCAACUACCCAUCCUUCGAUCCCUCCGCCUACCGCGAUGUUGCCUUCAUCCCCGCGACGGGAGCCGACGGCAAGCAAAUCUUUGGAAAGCCUGGCCAGGUAUUCACGAACCAGGCCUGCUCCAUUCUCGGCUUCGCCGUGGCUCGCCCACCAGUCUCAGCUAUCGAGAAUGCUGCCAAGCUCCGCCUUGCGACGGACCCACCGAUGGAGCAGCUUGUCGCGGCGCUUAUCAACAACCCUCUUCAUGACUUGGACAAGGCCAAGGCUGUGUUCGAGUACCUCGCCUCUCGUGUUGGCACGGCGCAGGUUGCGGCUCUCGCGCCGUUGUCUGUUCGACCGUUCAUCCCAGUCAAGGAGGAGAAGAACCUUCGCCUCGCCCGCCCUGACGAGGUUUACUUCACCUCCAAGACCGGCGUUGAACCCCUGUAUGCGUCCGCCUUUACGUUUAUUGAUUUCGGAGAUCGCGCCAACCUCUUCCUGAGGCAGUGUGGUGUCAUGGCUGAGCCUUCCCACAAAGACAUUGCGCGACUGCUACUUCGUGAUCCUGAGCGCAUGCUUAGACAGGCUGGCUCGUCGUCAAAGUAUAAGGAGCAGCUCCGUCUCCUCGCCGCCAACUGGUCGACCUUUGACUCUCGACUUAUCGCUGAGAUGAAGAACACGGCAUUCCUGCUCGCUUCGCAGCGGGUUCCGAAGGUGGCGAAGGAGAAGGGCCAUUUCGAGGACGACAACUACACUACUGAAUGGGCGCUCUGCAAGGCCUCAGACGCGGUAAUUGUCGACGACGCGGUCCUGCUGCAGUACUUUGGCAAGGACGUCCUCGCAGCUCCCGAGGAGCAGCUCUUGGAGAGAUUCUACGGUCAGCUGGGUUCGCAACCUCUUUCAAACCGCGUCAACACGGAGUCAAUCCCUUCUGGCAUUAAGCCUGGAUCGUCGCGAACUACCACAUCGGCCCAUCGCCAUGUGCUCGAACGCUUGACGAUCUACCUCUCGCAGGCCACCCGCAAGGAUACGGACUACACUGCCGAGUGGCUCUCCAAGGGUGACAACUUUGUCGUGCAGGAGGCGGCGGACAUCAAGGCGAGGUCUACCUACCGCCAUGGACGGGUUAUCAAGGAGCAUGUGGAGACAAAGUACGCUAUGGCGACUCGCGUGCCUCGGCCCAAAGCCAUCGUCCUCACGUUGUCCAUGUCGACGCCGGCAGACUACUACGACGUCGCGGCGAGCUUGUCCCAGGUUCUGCUCAAGAAGGUCCGAGCAGACGACAUCCUCAUUCUCGACUCGAUUCUCUCGACACCACUGAUGGCGCUGAGGAAGCGAGGCUUCAACGUUGACCGUAUUCUCAACCAGCAGAAUGAGGAACGCCUGCGUUUGAAGGCUGAGGCGGCCAAGGAUCGCGAAGCGCAGGUCGCGGCUGCUGCCGCUGCCGAGAAGAACGCUCGCGAGUCGAGUCUGGCUCAGGCGAACGGCGCUGGGGUGGGGCAGCCGAAUGGAACGCAGCCACUGGCUGUCGCACAGAGGCAGGUCGGGCCUAGCGGCAAGCCGUAUGAUCCUGAAGGCCCCGGUGGUGCCGCUGGUGCCGCUGGAGGAGCUGGGUCAUUAUUGGAACAGAUGAGAAAGUGGAGAGGCAGCAUGCCCGGUGCGCUCGGCGGUAGUACCCCGCCGCCAGCCAUUCAAGGUGCUCAGAGCCACCGCGGCGGGCCAAACGGCCCCGGCCUCCCGCAGAUGGGAGGUGGCUCGGGUACCGUCACCACUGCUCGCCCAACCGACCCCGAAAGAAUCCGCAAUACUGUUCGCCACGCCGUCGACGCGUCUCGCCCUGAAACGGGUACGCAGAUCAGCGACACCAAGCGGCGAAUCAACGACGUAUCGGAGAGCCAGGGCCAUUACUGCGACGAAAGCGCCGAGGCUGAUCUACGACUGGCCGUCGACCCCGGAUCGCAGGGUUGCAAGGUCUUCCUCGAGCCUGGCAUGACCUUCACCGAGGAGCAGCAGAAGAUCUGCCAGCGAUUUGCCCAGUACAUUCUCAUUCCCCUGGGCGAGGUCUACGAGCUCAAACCCUCUGUGCUCAACAUCUUCUGGGACACGAACGGCCCACUCAUCGCCUUCAACCGCAGCGGUGCGCUGUUCUGCAACGCGCGCUACUUUUCCGCGUGGCAUGACACCGACGUUGCGCAGGGCCGCCUGGGCGAGGCCUUCAUCUCGUGGUACUUUACCCUUGCGCACGAGCUCGCGCACAACCUCGAGUCGGCGCACAACGCGUCGCACGAGUUUUACUUCUCGUCGAUUUCCGAGGAGUACUUUGUGCGCUUUGCCAAGCUCAUGCAGGCAAGGACUGCGCUUCUGCGCUAGAGGCGGUUCACAGGCUGCCGCCAAGAAGCCAUUGUAGAAUUGUACCACUCAUAGUAGUUUGCAUCAUCAUCAAU
Molecule: messenger RNA, 5387 nt
Organism: Vanrija pseudolonga
Lineage: Eukaryota; Fungi; Basidiomycota; Tremellomycetes; Trichosporonales; Trichosporonaceae
Gene: Sacs
Product: Sacsin
Exons: 16
Coding region: 148-5313 (1721 amino acids)
Source: RefSeq, a predicted model, not a curated record